Molecule: messenger RNA, 1008 nt
Organism: Urocitellus parryii (Arctic ground squirrel)
Lineage: Eukaryota; Metazoa; Chordata; Mammalia; Rodentia; Sciuridae
Source: RefSeq, a predicted model, not a curated record
AUGGGCGUUGACCGCUCUGGCUGCUUCAAGCUGAGAUGGGGCGAUGGAUGUCAUGUCCCCACCCAACAUCUGCUUGGAUAUUUCUGGUUUUUCCCAAGCCUCUUUGCUGCUUUCAAUGUAGCACUGCUGGUCAUUUUCAGUGACCUCUUCUUCACUUUUCUUUGCAGGUGGUUGGCUGAGAAUGGGGAGUGGGACUUUCCUGUGGUUAUGGGUUUUCUCUUUGUCCUUAUCUGCUGUCAAAUUUUUCUGAAUUUCUCAGACCCUAGUAUCUUGCAUCAAGGCAAGGCCUCUUUCAAACAUGACCCUAACACACAAUAUGUGACAUGGAUGUAUUACAGGACCUUCCAAAUGCAGUGGUGCCAAAAGUGCUGCUUCCAUCACCAGCCCUAGGCAUUCCAUUAUCCCUCAUGCAACAUCUGUUUGGAGGACUUUGACCACCAUUGCAAGUGGGUCAAUAACUGCAUUAGUCAUCGCAACUUCCAUAUCUUCCUGCUGCUUGUGUUCCUUUGCCUCUUCCUGGGUGCCCUGAUGGUUACCUGUGUGAUAUUCCUUGUGAGAAGGGCAAAACACAUGCCCUUCUCCAUGGACAAAGGCAAAGUCAUAUCCACAGAGUCCCAAGGGCCCACACUAGGACGAGCAUGGGCAUUCCUUCUAGUGGAGAACAGUAUUGAAUAUCAAAAUCUUCAUGUGUGGGCCAUGGAAGAGUUUGGGGUGGACAGAGGUGCUGCUGGGCCACUUCCCACUGUGACAGAAUAUUUGCUAGCUAAAGCUCAUGAAGUUGGGAUAGUAAAAUGCAAUGAUGGCACAUUUUUAGAAAAGAAAAUGAGAGGUGGGAAAGUGAAGUGGGAGCAGGGUGGUGACACUGUCUUUGGAGAAGUUGAGCAGCACAAGGAAGAUCUUCCCAUUCUCCCCUCUUUCCAGAUCUUAAAAGGUAUCUCGAAGGGGGAAAACCCCUUUGGCCAGGAUUGUGUCACAAACUGCUAUAUCACCAUGUGUACACCACUGUGA